Messenger RNA from Cladophialophora immunda, 1032 nucleotides. RefSeq lists its product as uncharacterized. Gene Ontology annotation, molecular function: catalytic activity. The coding region runs from base 1 to 1032 and encodes 343 amino acids. The record is from RefSeq and is a predicted model, not a curated record. NCBI's taxonomy places the organism in Eukaryota, Fungi, Ascomycota, Eurotiomycetes, Chaetothyriales, Herpotrichiellaceae. The transcript has 2 exons.
AUGAAUAGGAACGCGCUUCAGUCUCUCCAUCUAUCAACGUUCACAAAGCCCACGGAUUUGAACUUUGCAACUACUGAUUCGAACUCGAACUAUCUCAUCCAACUUGCUAAAAUGCCCUUUAUCCACUCCAGCCUGGACGGUGCAUCGCUUCACUACGUUGACUACAACCCAGCCUCGAGCCGCCCUCGUUUCCAGCCCACAGACAGUCCGGCAAAGGACUGUAGCAACAGCGGUAUAACACUAGUCUUUAUCCAUGGAUGGCCAAUGUCCUAUCAGAUGUACGAGCAUGUGAUGGUGCCACUCAGCGAAACGUAUGGCAUCCGAUGUCUUGCAUCCGACCGGAGAGGCUUUGGGAAAAGCGAAUGGAACACCAGCCGCAGCAGCGACAUCACGUACGACACCUUUGCGCAAGACACCAUUGACUUGAUUGACCAUGUCAAGGUCGGCAAGUUCGUCUUCGUUGCGAGCAGCAUGGGCUGCGGAGAAUCGCUUUUGGCGUACCUCCAGAUGCGACAAGAGCUGCAGAAACAAUGUCAGGGAUUGAUAUGGUUGGGUCCGAGUCUUCCGUUCCCACUGAAGACAGAUACGAAUCCUAUGGCGCCCUCUCGAGAGCUGUGGGACAUGAUCUUAACCGGUUUCCGCCAGGAUCGCAUGGGUUUCACCAGAACCGCACUCCCCGGCGUGUUUGGCGUUCCUUUCAACAUCGGAAUCGAAGUGCCAGAGACAGUUCUGCAAAGAUUCGAAUGGAUUGUUGCACAAGCCGACGCUCUUGCGAUUGAGAGUUGCGUCCAGAUCAUCACAAACAGGGAUUUCACCAACGAUCUCAAGAAACUGGAUGGGAAAGACGUGAGGGUUCUCGUUAUCCACGGAGACAAUGACCAGAGUAAUCCCGCCGAAGCCACUGCGCACCUCAUUCCGAACCUCGCAAAGCAAGCCCAAGUCAAAAUCUACGAAAAGGCGGCGCACGGUAUGUACCUCACGCACGCAGAUCAGGUCACCGGGGACAUUCUCUCCUUCGUACUCGGACUUUGA